AUGAAUUUCAAUACUCUUUUAUUGGAAAAAGAUAAUGAUCUUCGUAUUUUAGCAUUAAAAGAAAUGUUAAAUUAAGUGGAUCAACACUGGUCAGAGAUAUCUGAAUUACUUAGUUAGAUGUAAAUCAAAAAUUUAAAUUUCUUAUAGAGAAGCAUUAAGCGAAGAUCCAAAAUUUCCUGAAAGACAAUUAGCGUCUUAUUUAUGUGCCAAGAUUCAAUACCAUUUAGAUAACUUUGACGAAUCUCUUAAUUAUGCUUUACAGAGUGGACAAUAUUGGUAAUCAGAUUUGNUUAAAAAUUUAUUAGAUAUCAAAGAAAGUAACUCCAUAAUUUUAGCAUAUUUUGUAAACUAAUUCUUUACUUUUAUUAGUACAACACUUUGA
Paramecium primaurelia is the source of this 382-nucleotide messenger RNA. The record is from the annotation of a GenBank genome assembly. Lineage: Eukaryota; Ciliophora; Oligohymenophorea; Peniculida; Parameciidae.